Molecule: messenger RNA, 2448 nt
Organism: Dacryopinax primogenitus
Lineage: Eukaryota; Fungi; Basidiomycota; Dacrymycetes; Dacrymycetales; Dacrymycetaceae
Exons: 12
Coding region: 1262-2410 (382 amino acids)
Source: RefSeq, a predicted model, not a curated record
AUCUCGUCGACGUUCUCCACUACAUUCAUUAUUUGAAUUGUGGCAACGCUCUGUCGAUAAGCGUAUAACACUCCAUAUGCUCCUCAAUUGAUGCCCCUGUUUUAGACAACAUCUUCCGACAUGACAUACCUCCCUCGUCCUCGCCGCCGACACCUCCGAAACAAUAGUCUCGAGUCGACUCCGAUCAAGGCCAGCCAAUCCCUGCGUUCCUUCCAUCCCGCCCCUAGCACCUUCACUACUGAGCACCGACUUCUCUAGAAUGGUUCGAGGUCACCCCGACUGAUGUACGUAUGCGCAACGUCUUCCCCUCGUCGACAUUCUUCGAGCAGCGAAUGCACAGAAAUCCUUGACUCUGCCUUCUUAUUUUCAACAAGUUCAAUCUCGACGCUGCUCCGGACUAUCAACCACCCAGUACGUUCUUGUAAUCGCUUCCCUCGAGGUAUGAUUACUCUUCCAGAGUCGAACGCGACAACUCUUGAAGGUCCUGCUGCUCCGACUUGCCUCCCCCUCCUCCCCUCCCUCGACUACGUUUCGUCUAUAUUGGCAACACCAUUAACUCCCCCUUCUUUUGGCGAUUCCCCCGCCUCGGUGAUUUGUGUGGGAUGACGGUGAAUUGCUGCGCUCCUUGCAAUCGUCCAUCCUCUCUACGAUACCGUCUGAUAGUAUUCACGUGUCAAGAUGUUACAGUAACGGUUCCUGGCAUGGAGUGCCUCCUCGUCUUCAUCAGCGACAGCUCCGACACGGUGUCCGCCCUUUAAAAACAACUGAGGCAAUGUAAUCGUUUGAGGGCAUUCCGCCAUUUACAGACGUCUGCAACGUCUUCACCCCUCGUCGACAUCACUCUGACAUCAGCCCAUAAUCCGACUUCUCCCUUCCUUCACCAAGUGUACGUUCCCUCUCUCCUCUGUACCGUUUAUGAUCACCCCCUCGCCCAAUAAUGACCCGCAGCGUGAACUACGUGCUCUCGCGCCUCGCCACAACGGGCGACCUCCCUCACCACCUCACCGCAUGCAAAUGACGCGUUCAACAACUCAUCGCGACGUCCCCCUCCAUAUUCUUGAUUAGUCUGGCACCGUCAACCAGAUGACAACAUUCAGCAUGCGUUGGCAGCGGUGGCUCGUAUUCCUUCGACCUCAUGGCCCCAGUUGUCAUCGCUGGACAUUUCCCACUCCUCAGUCCCGUUGAUGUCCUCCACCUUGGCACGUUCAACGCCACGUGCAUUAUCUGAAUAUGUUGACGAUCAACUUAUGAUCGUUCGAGCAUGAAAUGCGUUCCCGACGUCAUCAACUACACCUCCGAAACUACAUCCUCGAGUCGAAUUCGAUCAAGGUCUACCGACAGGCUCGGGUACACUACAUUAUCAGUCGACGACUCUUCCAUGUUCUUCAACUACUGUGAACUAACCACUCGUCGCCCACACACCCCAGCCACCCUAGCCCGCACGCGGCAACCAAACCUCAGCCUGUGCCAACUGUUAAGGCUGCAGCUGCGGCGACUUCCCUCCUCCUUGGCCUCCCCCGAACCUAUCACGUCCAUUCCACCUAACGAUACUUCGCAUACCCUGAUCCUUGUUGUCAACGUCCGCCUCCACGGCACUUUCCACCCCACAUCUGUGAUUCGUGUGUACGACUACAGUCAAUUAGAGCCCUCCGUGAUUCUUCUCGGCCCACAGUGCACGUCCCCCGUCUUCCACAGCGACAUUUCCGACGCCGCAUUCUGGAUUCGAAUGAUAUUGAGCAUUACUGGAUGCGUUCAUUCCUUUUCCAUCCUCCUCGGUAACCUCUCUGAUCAGCUUCCAUGCUCUGGAAUAACUCGGGGAUCAUUUCCCCUCUACGUGGUUCCCCGCUCGUCCGCAUCACUUUGGAACCAGCUAACAGCACGACUCGUUCCUUCCUCCCUUCCACAAGUGUACAUAUUUCCUCCUUGCCCUUGCACCCUCCCCCAUUUCACCGUCCAUCGGGCCGUCUCUGGAACGACUGGCGCCGUGGAGUUCUGUCUCCCCCGCUUCAUGCCCCCCCUCACGAACUGCAAUCUCUAUCGUCUUCGCUCCGGCCUGUCAAGCAAACUCGAAUGCAAUUGGCUCGCUGGGAGGUAUGUCGUCCACAGCGAGACCUCUGAUACCAUAUUUCGAGUUGUUGUACAUUUUCCUUCUCCUCUCCCCAUCGUCACGUUCUCGCAUCAACCUCUGCGUUUCCAGAAAACAAGACGAUCUUCUUCGUACGGCUCUCUUCCUAGGAUCCUCAACUCCCCAGAGACACGGUAUACUCAAGAUCCAGUAUCACAUCCUCCACUCGCUGAUGACCAUGCUCUCGCUUUUCUCAGCAUCGCACCGUCGAUGACUAUCCUAGUUCAAUCUUACACCCCCCAGUCUAUCUUGGGAAACAUCAGUGCGUCUACAUGUACAGCCUGAUACCUCUUCUCUCUGGUGAGUUGUUUCGUCACAACGCC